AGGUUGUUCAUUUUUUUUUUUUUGGUUGAUAAAUUACCAAAGUCAAUUGACUCAAUUGACUCAUUUCUCUCAUCAUCUACUGCUCAAUCUUCAGAUUUCAUAUUGUCACAGCUCACUGUACUUCUCUGCAUUUUUAUCUCUCACUUUCCCGGGAAAGUGAGGUAGAAUAAGCAUGGAACCCCAAAGAAGGCCAAGAGUCUCGAGAACCAAGCAGAAGGCCGAUCUCGAAGGAGUUCUCCGCAAAUCUUGGUUCCAUUUGAGGCUGUCGGUGAGGCAUCCCUCCAGGGUUCCCACCUGGGAUGCCAUCGUUCUCACAGCGGCUAGCCCCGAGCAAGCUGAGCUCUAUGAGUGGCAGCUCAAGCGUGCCAAGCGAAUGGGCCGCAUCGCCGCCUCCACUGUUACAAUUGCCGUCCCUGAUCCGCUUGGCCAGAGGAUUGGCUCCGGUGCCGCUACUCUUAACGCCGUUCACGCACUCGCGAGGCAUUAUCAGAAGUUGGGUCUUGGCCCCAGCUCAGAGGAGAGUUCCGAAGAUGAAGUAUUUCACCCAUCAAUGGUUAGCUUCAUUGCGAAAAGGCAUGUGCUUUUGCUUCAUGCUGGAGGUGACUCUAAAAGAGUCCCCUGGGCAAACCCUAUGGGAAAAGUGUUCCUUCCACUUCCCUAUCUAGCGGCAGAUGACCCUGAUGGGCCAGUUCCUCUGCUUUUAGAACACAUACUUGCAAUUGCUUCUUGUGCAAGACAAGCUUUUAAAAAUGAAGGUGGAAUAUUUAUCAUGACUGGAGAUGUUCUCCCAUGUUUUGAUGCCUCCACGCUGAUUCUUCCAGAGGACACAUCCUGCAUCAUCACAGUUCCAAUCACCCUGGACAUUGCUUCUAAUCACGGUGUUGUUGUCGCAUCUAAGAGUGGAAGUGUUGAAAGAAGUUAUAUGAUCAGCCCAGUUGAUAAUCUCUUACAAAAACCAAGUUUAGAGGAACUUGUCAAGAAUAAAGCAAUCUUAGAUGAUGGUAGAACACUUCUUGAUACUGGAGUAAUAGCAGUUAGAGGUAAAGGGUGGCUGGAGCUUGUUAAGCUUGCACUGUCAUGCCAGUCAUUGAUUGAAGAGCUGAUGAAGAGCAGAAAAGAGAUGAGUUUGUAUGAAGAUAUGGUAGCAGCUUGGGUACCUGCAAAACAUGAGUGGUUGCAGCUACGCCCUUUGGGUGAAGAACUGGUCAACAGAUUAGGAAAACAGAAGAUGUUCAGCUACUGUGCUUACGAUCUGUUGUUUUUACACUAUGGAACCUCAAGUGAAGUUUUAGAUCACUUAAGUGGGAGUGGUUCAGGACUGGUAGGUCGAAGACACUUGUGUUCUAUCCCAGCAACCAACGUAUCUGACAUUGCAGCUUCUGCUGUUAUUCUUUCUAGCAAAAUUGCACCGGGUGUCUCAGUUGGGGAUGACUCUCUUGUAUAUGAUUCAUCCAUUUCAAGUGGAGUACAAAUUGGUUCUUUGUCCAUAGUUGUCAGUAUUAAUGUCCCAAAAUUGAAUGGGACAUCUGAAAAUCCAUUUAAGUUCAUGCUUCCUGAUCGCCAUUGCCUUUGGGAGGCUCCAUUAUUAGGAUACACUGAAAGAGUCAUAGUAUAUUGCGGUCUACAUGAUAACCCAAAAGAAUCAAUAUCCAAGGGGGGAACAUUUUGUGGGAAACCCUGGAAGAAGUUCUUGCAUGAUUUAGGAAUUGAAGAAAGUGAUCUAUGGAGCUCAAGUGGCAUUGUAGAAAAGUGCUUAUGGAAUGCAAAAAUAUUCCCUGUUUGCUCUUAUUUUGAGAUGCUUGAUCUGGCUUCGUGGUUGAUGGGCUUGAGUGAGAAAAAAAAUGAGCAUUUUGUUGUACCAUGGAGAAGUUAUCCUCGUGUUAGUUUGGAGGAAUUGCAUAGAUCAAUUGAUUUUCCAAAAAUGUGUUUAGGCUCCAGUAAUCAUCAAGCAGAACUUGCAGCUGGGAUUGCUAAAGCUUGUAUUAACUAUGGCAUGGUUGGCCGCAACUUGUCUCAAUUGUGUGAAGAAAUUCUUCAGAAAGAAGUUUCAGGAGUGGAAACAUGCAAGGACUUCCUAGACUUGUGCCCUAAGCUUCUGGAGCAGAAUGCUAAGAUACUUCCAAAAAGCCGAGCAUACCAGGUGCAGGUUGAUCUUCUUCGAGCAUGCAGUGACGAAUCAACAGCAUCUAAGUUGGAGCACAAAGUUUGGGCUGCUGUUGUUGAUGAAACAGCUUCAGCAGUGAGAUAUGAUUUUAAAGAUCAUCUAUUGGAGGCCCCCAAUAGCAACUCUUCUCCUGCAUCAAGUGAUAAUAAUGGUAACGAGGGGAAUCAAUCUUUUCACCCAAGAAGUGUAAAGGUUGAACUACCAGUUCGAGUAGAUUUUGUUGGGGGUUGGAGUGAUACUCCUCCAUGGAGUUUGGAGCGUGCUGGCUGUGUUCUAAAUAUGGCAAUAAGUCUUGAAGGUUCUCUUCCAAUUGGUGUCAACAUAGAGACGACAAAAGUAACUGGUGUCUUUAUCAGUGAUGAUGCUGGAAACGGAUUGCUUAUUGAAGAUCUUACCUCAGUUACUACUCCAUUCAGCGUCAACGAUCCUUUCCGGCUGGUCAAAUCAGCAUUACUAGUAACUGGAAUUAUCCAUGAUAAUUUUCUUGUAUCCAUGGGCUUGCGAAUCAGGACAUGGGCAAACGUACCUCGUGGCAGUGGUUUGGGGACAUCAAGCAUCUUAGCAGCUGCUGUGGUUAAAGGACUUAUCCAGAUUACUGAUGGAGAUGCAAGUAACGAAAACGUUGCAAGACUUGUUUUGGUAUUAGAGCAGCUUAUGGGAACAGGUGGUGGAUGGCAAGACCAAAUUGGAGGUUUAUACCCUGGUAUUAAGUUUACUGCAAGUUUCCCUGGAGUUCCACUGCGGCUGCAAGUCAUUCCUCUGUUGGCUUCUCCUCAUUUAGUUUUAGAAUUGCAGCAAAGAUUGCUAGUUGUGUUUACCGGCCAAGUUCGUCUUGCACACCAUGUCCUCCAUAAGGUGGUAAUCCGGUACCUUCGUCGAGAUAACCUUCUUGUAUCUAGCAUCAAGCGCCUUGCUGAACUCGCAAAGAUUGGAAGGGAAGCUCUGAUGAACUGUGAUUUAGAUGACCUCGGGGAGAUAAUGCUAGAGGCUUGGAGGUUGCAUCAGGAACUUGAUCCUUACUGCAGUAAUGAAUUUGUGGAUAGACUCUUUGAAUUUGCUCACCCUUUUUGCUGUGGCUACAAGCUAGUAGGUGCUGGUGGUGGAGGCUUUGCCUUGUUACUUGCAAAGGAUGCUGAGAAUGCAACAGAACUCAAACGUUUACUAGAAGAAGAUUCAAAAUUUGAUGUCAAAGUCUACAAAUGGAAUAUCUUCUUAGCUUAAUUAGUUUGUGUAGAUGUCGAAAGAAGGCAUUAUUAUUCUUUAAAUUGAUUCUUAUACAUUCUUCACAAUAAUUUACUAUUGUACAAAUUUGUAGCAUAUGAUAAAAGAGAGAACAGAAUGUGUGUAUUAGUUAUCUCCUCUCCUUAAUAUUGAAAGUCUCAAAUUGAGACUGUUUGUUUGCAAUAUUUCAAUGUUUAGAGAAUUGUAGCUUUGUUUUUA
This is a messenger RNA of Humulus lupulus (European hop), 3604 nucleotides long. Its product is annotated as bifunctional fucokinase/fucose pyrophosphorylase. The coding region runs from base 173 to 3385 and encodes 1070 amino acids. Gene Ontology annotation, molecular function: fucokinase activity; ATP binding. Lineage: Eukaryota; Viridiplantae; Streptophyta; Magnoliopsida; Rosales; Cannabaceae. The transcript has 7 exons. The record is from RefSeq and is a predicted model, not a curated record. Gene Ontology annotation, biological process: GDP-L-fucose salvage.